CCGGCUCCCCCAGUCCCCGACCUAGGCCGGCUCACACAUCCCGGGGUGCUGGCGCGUGGGCCGGGGGGCGUAGGGCGCCUGCAGCCGGCCCCUGGCAGGGCUCUGUGGGGCUGAGCGCUCCGGAGCCGGGGCGCUGGGAGAGCAGGAAGCGGUCCGCGUGGGAGCUGGGAGAGCAUCAGCCCCAGGAGUGGACCGGGCUGAAUAGCCAGGCAGCCGAGGCAGACACCCCAGGGGGCGAGCGACUUUGGGGGAGUUGGUGCCCCGCCCCCCAGGCCUUGGCGGGGUCAUGGGGGCCCCCCAUGCUGGGCCGGGGGGCGUGCGAAUCGGGGCCCUGCUGCUGCUUGUUUUUUUGGGGCUGGUGUCUGGGCUCAGCCUGGAGCCUGUCUACUGGAACUCAGCGAAUAAGAGGUUCCAGGCAGAAGGUGGUUAUGUGCUCUACCCUCAGAUCGGGGACCGACUAGACCUGCUCUGCCCCCGGGCCAGGCCCCCUGGCCCUCACUCCUCUCCUAAUUAUGAGUUCUACAAGCUGUACCUGGUAGGGGGUGCCCAGGGCCGGCGCUGUGAGGCACCCCCUGCCCCAAACCUCCUCCUCACUUGUGAUCGGCCAGACCUGGAUCUCCGCUUCACCAUCAAGUUCCAGGAGUACAGCCCUAACCUCUGGGGCCACGAGUUCCGCUCUCACCACGAUUACUACAUCAUUGCUACUUCAGAUGGGACCCGGGAAGGCCUGGAGAGCUUACAGGGAGGCGUGUGCCUAACCAGAGGCAUGAAGGUGCUUCUCCGAGUGGGACAAAGUCCCCGAGGAGGGGCUGCCCCCCGAAAACCUGUGUCUGAAAUGCCUGCAGAGAGAGACCAGGGGGCUGCCCACAGCCUGGAGCCUGGGAAGGAGAACAUGCCAGGUGACCCCACCAGCAAUGCAACCUCCCGGGGUGCUGAAGGCCCCCUGCCCCCUCCCAGCAUGCCCGCAGUGGCCGGGGCAGCGGGGGGGCUGGCGCUGCUCUUGCUGGGCGUGGCAGGGGCUGGGGGUACCAUGUGUUGGCGGAGACGGCGGGCCAAGCCUUCGGAGAGUCGCCACCCUGGUCCUGGCUCCUUCGGGAGGGGAGGGUCUCUGGGCCUGGGGGGCGGAGGUGGGAUGGGGCCACGGGAGACUGAGCCUGGGGAGCUAGGGAUAGCUCUGCGGGGCGGUGGGGCUGCAGAUCCCCCUUUCUGUCCCCACUAUGAGAAGGUGAGUGGUGACUAUGGGCACCCUGUGUACAUCGUGCAGGACGGGCCCCCCCAGAGCCCUCCAAACAUCUACUAUAAGGUGUGAGGGCUCCUCUUACCUGCUCUCCCAAAUCCAGCCCUUGGGGUGCUGCUGUGGUUUAAUUCAUGGUGUGAGGGCACCUCUAGCACCCCCUCGGCCCCCUUCGCUCCUCCUGGCUGUUGCCCUCUUCUCCACUUUUAGGGUUCCCUAAGACUCCAUUGUACUCCCUGCCCUCCCGUUUGGCCAUGGGCGCCCCUCUGUCUCUGUGUCCUGUUCCCUUGGGGAAGGGGCACAGGCCCAGCCUCCUCUGUAACCAUGACCCAGGUAACCGCGUCCCCCUCGCCAACCCGGAGCUAGGGGCAGGAGCAGUCUGUCUUUUGGUUGGUACCUCUCCCUUUCUGCCUCUCACUGUUUUUCUCUUCUCUCUAUGUCUUAUUCUUUCUCUCUCUUCCGUCUCUAGGUCUGUUCCUCUCCCUAAGAUCCUCCUCCCUUUCCCCUCUCGGCUUCUUAUCCUGUGCCUCUCUCAUCUCCUGGGCGGGGGCCUCACAACACUUCUCCCCUUAGCUCUUGGCCCCCACCCCCCGACCUCUCAUACCAACCACUCUUCUUGGUCCGCCCGACCUGGGGGCUUUACGGGGAAGGCACCCCAGCUCAGGGCGUGGGCAGCAGGGCCUCCUUCUCUGCCCUGCCCCAGGCCUCUACAUACUUACUCCAGCCAUUUGGGGUGGUUGGGUCACGACAGCUGCCAUGAGAAGAAGUGUUCCGUUUUGUCCAGUGGCCAAGAGCAAGACAUGCACCGGUCAGUCGGGACAUGUAUGGACAUGGUCUGAUGCUGG
Molecule: messenger RNA, 2079 nt
Organism: Tupaia belangeri chinensis (Chinese tree shrew)
Lineage: Eukaryota; Metazoa; Chordata; Mammalia; Scandentia; Tupaiidae
Gene: EFNB3
Product: ephrin B3
Exons: 5
Coding region: 287-1309 (340 amino acids)
Biological process (GO): ephrin receptor signaling pathway; axon guidance
Cellular component (GO): plasma membrane
Molecular function (GO): ephrin receptor binding
Source: RefSeq, a predicted model, not a curated record